Messenger RNA from Anolis sagrei ordinatus, 2897 nucleotides. The record is from RefSeq and is a predicted model, not a curated record. Lineage: Eukaryota; Metazoa; Chordata; Lepidosauria; Squamata; Anolidae.
AAAGAGAGACGAAGAGAGAAGCUUAAGGAAACGGAGUGUGUUUAUUUUGACUUGGCUUCCAAUCUCAACCCAACUCGGAGAGGGCAAGAAGAGGAAGAGAAAGAGAGGAAAGAAGGGAGGAAGGGAGAGACCGAGGGGGGCAAAGUGUGCCUUUUUUUUUUGGAGAGACAAUCGUGUCGGGAAAAGAGGAGAGGAAGCGAAAGAGAGGAAAGAAAGGAGAGGCGGAGGGAGGCCAGCGCGCCCUUGCCUUGGCUUCCAAUCCCAACCCAACUUGGAGAGUGUGAGAAGAGGAAGAGGAAAAGCAGGGAGAGGGGAGGAAGGGAGAGGCUGGGGGGCCUCCCUCGCCCUUCUUGGCCUUCUUGGAUCCCGGGGCGAAGGGCAGGCUGGGCGUCGAUGACCGCGGGUCCCUCCCGGGCGGCGCUUUCCUCUCCUCUUCCUCCUUCUUUCCCGAUGUCGGAGAAGGCGCCCCUUCCUCCGCCGGCGCCCAUGGACCCGUCCCCUUCCUCGGCCUCCUCGGCGCCCGGCAACAGCACUAGCGGCAGCGGCGGCGGCACGGGCUCCUCCUCGGGUUCGGGCUCGGUCUCGAAAGGCGGCAAGAAGAGCUCGGCGGGGAUCCGCCGCCCGGAGAAGCCGCCCUACUCGUACAUCGCGCUGAUCGUGAUGGCCAUCCAGAGCUCUCCGGCCAAGCGGCUGACGCUGAGCGAGAUCUACCAGUUCCUCCAGGCGCGCUUCCCCUUCUUCCGCGGCGCCUACCAGGGCUGGAAGAACUCCGUCCGGCACAACCUGUCUCUCAACGAGUGCUUCAUCAAGCUGCCCAAGGGGCUGGGCCGGCCCGGCAAGGGCCACUACUGGACCAUCGACCCGGCCUCGGAGUUCAUGUUCGAGGAAGGCUCCUUCCGGAGGCGCCCGCGGGGCUUCAGGAGGAAGUGCCAGGCUCUCAAGCCCAGCGUCUAUGGCAUGAUGAACCUCAACUUCAACCACCUGCCGGACACCUACGCCUUCCAAGGGGGGCCCUGCGCCCCCAACGCCCUCGCCGGCCUCGACGGCGCCGCCCUGGGCAUGAUGAACGUGGAGAGCAUGGGCCUGGCCCCACACCUGCCCUCCAACCCCGGGCACCACGCUUACAUGUCCGGGGGAGGAGGGGGCGGCCCGGGGGAGGACUACGGCGUCCACCACCACCACCACCACAACGGCGGCCUGCCCGCCUCGCCUCUCCUGUCGGGACACGGCAACGGGAACGGGAACACAGGCGCCGCGCUGGAAGCCUCCCACUCGGUCUACUCCACCGCCCCUCCUCCGGCCUGGGGACCCUCAACCGGGCCCGGGCUCAACGGUAGCCCCGCUUCCUACCUCAAGCAGCCUUCUCUUUCACCCUGCAACGCCAACGCUAACACCGGAGGAGGAGGAAACCCUUUGGCCGCGGGGCUCCCCGCACACGCCUUGGAGCAGCCUUACCUCCACCAGAACAGCCACAACCCCGCCGAACUACAAGGCAUCCGGUACCAUUCCCAAUCACCCAGCAUGUGUGACCGGAAAGAGUUUGUCUUCUCCAUCAACGCCAUGGCCUCCUCUUCCAUGCAUUCUGGAGGCAGCGGCUCCUAUUACCACCAGCAAGUGACAUAUCAAGACAUCAAGCCUUGCGUGAUGUGACGGCAGGAUUGGGAGCAGCCAAGUCUCCAAUGACCAAAGAGAAGACCAUGCAAGACUGGGGGACUUCUUGCAACUUUCUUGGAAGGACCUCCAAAGAGGAGAGAGAUUGAGGUAUAUAAAUAUUUGAGGUGUUUACGGAAAGGAACGUUGUGGACAAAGUCACUAGAGGACCAAGGACGGAUGGUGCAGGCCGGAAUGCUAAAGUUCUCCUCUAUUCUUAAGCAUGGACCUCCGUAUCCAUCCAGAAUUGUGAUCUGGUGAUACUUCCAAGAACUAUUUCGGGGUGUUUCCUUACUUUCCAGAGGCAUCCAACUCAAUGUGUAUAUAUUUUUUUGCAAUUUUAAAUACUCCUUGAACAAACCAACUCAAUGGAUUUUAGAUCUGAGAGACAAAGAUUUGCUGAAGAAAGAAGGAACAAACAAGUCACCCUGGGUUUCAAGAAAUGUCAUUCAAAGACAUUGGUUUCGGGGGGGUAUCCUGUCAUGUUUGGGAGUGAACAAAAACUAUGCAUAUAUUUUACCUCUGGUUCAGGGCAAUGAAGGAAUCUCUCCCAAUAUUUUGUUCUCCAAAUUGCCAUUGGGUUGAAAAGUGGAAUGAAACACACCAAACACAUAUAGGACGUGGGACCAAUAUAUUGAGUAGCAAAGUCCUUCCAUGAAGUUUCCUCCACCCCGCUUUCCAAUUUGACUCUAUUGUGUCUUAACUAUAAAUAGUAAAGUACCAAAAUGACAAAGAGAAGCACUUUGAGAAAGAAAGGUGACGCUAAAAGACUAACAAGGCUCACGCUCUUAUUUAUUCAAACUUUCUUAAUAAAACCCAACAGCAGCCUUGGUCAAAGAAGUCAGUAUUAAAGCAGUGGGCGUGUCGGCAUUGCAAAGGUCCGACGGGGAGGCAAAGCAGUUUCCCCUAUGUUUGAUAUAUAUAAUGAUGAUACAUAUAAAUAUAUAAAUACUAUAAAUAUGAUAAAUGAAGGAUGUUUCUUUCCCUUCCCCAACUUCUCUUCCCCGCUCCCUCCCUCUUUCGACCUGACUGUACAGUUUGUCCAACACUCCUCUUUUAAAACUCCCUUCUGCACUGUAUACAAAGUGUAAUGAUAGCCAAAGAGGUCUAGGCUCCCUGUUGUUGUGUACGUUUGCCCUCUUUUUCGUUUUUGUUUUUACAAAAAAAUGGAAUGCAAUUUUAUUAAAAAUGUACACGACCUUCACAAAUUGUAUAAACUGUCAAUAAACCAGUGUGUGGCAUAGUAA